Messenger RNA from Pistacia vera, 1046 nucleotides. RefSeq names its product zinc finger protein 3-like. The transcript has 2 exons. Gene Ontology annotation, biological process: negative regulation of abscisic acid-activated signaling pathway. The record is from RefSeq and is a predicted model, not a curated record. NCBI's taxonomy places the organism in Eukaryota, Viridiplantae, Streptophyta, Magnoliopsida, Sapindales, Anacardiaceae.
UCCUUUUUUUUUUUUGCUAUCAAGUAGUAAAUGUCCAACAAUUCAUAAUCUACCAAUAAACCAAGAGAGAAAACAAGCAUUAAUUUGUUCUCUUAUAUGGAAUCUCUGAGUAAAGAUCCAAGUCCUUCAGAGGCUUCAAGCAUCAUCUCUACAACGGAAGUUCCCCCGUAAGAAGUGAAGGAUCAUGAAGAACAAGAUCAGCGAAAACAAACUCUUGUAUUCGAUCUAAACCUCAAUAGAAGUGAUCCAAAUCAAGAGCUCAAUCUCAUUGACUGCUUAAACAACAUGGGUUCUUCUCAAACUUGUUCAGAAAGUACUCCUCAAUCUACCGAUCAAGCUGAGCAAAGAGUCUUCUCAUGCAACUACUGCCAAAGAAAAUUCUACAGUUCACAAGCUCUGGGAGGACACCAAAAUGCUCAUAAAAGAGAGAGAACUCUAGCGAAAAGAGGACAAAGAAUAGGCACGACAUACACAGCAGCCUCAGCCAUUGCUUUUGGGCAACCAUAUAAUUUGCAUCACAAUCACUACUCUAGCAUAUCCUCUCUUCCUCUUCACGGUGGACAUAAUAGGUCUCUUGGAAUUCAAGUGCACUCAAUGAUCCAUAAGCCAACAACUCAUCACAUAUCAUCCGGUCAUGGAAUCAGCAAUACGUACGGACACGACAACUGGUGUAGGCCUCCUAUUGAACAACAACCAGCGAUAGGAAGAUUAUCAAUGGAGAAUUUUCAUGCAAGUUCAACAGGACCGUCAUCUCGAGCUAGUGUUGGUAGAUUCAACUCUUUCAGAACUAUGACGGGUUCUUCUCAGGUGGAUGAUCAAACCACUAGUAAUUGUAAUUGGUGGAAAGGUGGUGGUGGUGGUGGUGGUUUGAAGAGUUCUAGUCAGGAAGAUAUGCAGAAGCUCGAUUUGUCUCUCAAGCUCUAAUUAAUUAAGUUUCUCUUUAAUUAGUGUUAUAAUUAUUAUAAUUUUUUUUUUUAACUUAAUUUUGAAAUUUCUUGAUUGAGAUUUUGUUUACUCUUAAAUUUUGAGAGUAAUUAAUUAUUGUG